AUGGCCUUCUCCCCGCGCUCGCCGUGGUCGCGCUCCCGGAAGCCCGACAUCUACUCCACCGUCGUGGAUGACGACGACGACGACCCCUCCGCGCUGCCGCCGCUCCUCCAGCGCCUCCCCAAGGACUUCGGCGGCGCGUCCUUCGACGACGACGACGACCCCUACUCCUCGGACCUCGACGACGCCUCGCUCUCCGCCACCGUCGUCAUCAAGCGCGGCGCCCCCGCCUCCACCUCGGCCUCCUCCCGAUCCCCGUUCCUGGAUCUGCGCCGCUCCAGCCCCCGCGCCGCCGAGGAGGACCCGUACUCCACCUUCGUCGUUCACGGCACCGGCCGCUCCGCUGGGGCCUCCAGCCCGCACGAGUCCGUCUCCGGCACCUUCAUACGCCACCCCGGCGCCUCCUCCAGCCCCCGCGAAUCCGUCUCCGGCACCUUCAUACGGCACCCGGGUGGCUCCUCCAGCCCCCGCGAGUCCGUCUCCGGCACAUUCAUCCGCCGCCCCGGUGGCUCCCACGAGUCCUUCUCCGGCACCUUCAUUCACCGCACCAGCGGCGCCUCUAGUCCACGCGACUCCGUCUCCGGUGCAGGCGUAGGGUUUGGGUCUUCCUUCUCGACCCCUUCGGCCGGGCAGGCGGAGGAGGACCGGCAGCCGUCGCUUCUGAUGCAGCAGCAGCAAGCGAGGCGGCAGGCAUCGAUGAGCUCGGUCCCAGACAGCGUUGCCAGGGAGGAUCCUUCAACCAAGUAUGAGCUGCUCCAUGAGCUCGGGAAAGGUUCAUAUGGUGCAGUAUACAAGGCAAGAGAUCUCAGAACACAGGAGCUUGUGGCCGUCAAGAUCAUCUCCUUAUCAGAAGGGGAGGAAGGAUAUGAAGAUAUAAGGGGAGAAAUUGAGAUGCUACAACAAUGUAGCCAUCCCAAUGUUGUCCGCUACUUUGGAAGUUAUCAAGGAGAAGAAUACCUUUGGAUAGUUAUGGAAUACUGUGGUGGUGGAAGCGUUGCUGACUUGAUAGGCAUUACAGAGGAGCCUCUUGAUGAACCGCAAAUAGCUUAUAUAUGUCGAGAAUCACUGAAGGGUCUCGCUUACUUGCACACAAUUUUCAAAGUACAUAGAGAUAUCAAGGGUGGCAACAUUCUACUGACUGAGCAAGGCGAGGUGAAGUUGGGCGAUUUUGGCGUGGCUGCCCAGCUCACAAGAACCAUGUCAAAGCGCAACACGUUCAUUGGUACUCCACACUGGAUGGCACCAGAGGUCAUUCAAGAAAGCCGUUAUGAUGGGAAGGUUGAUGUUUGGGCACUUGGUGUGUCUGCAAUCGAGAUGGCAGAGGGCAUGCCACCUAGAUCCACUGUGCAUCCAAUGAGAGUGAUCUUCAUGAUAUCUAGUGAACCUGCACCAAUGCUGGAGGACAAGGAGAAGUGGUCUCUUCUUUUCCAUGAUUUUAUUGCCAAGUGCCUAACGAAAGAUGCAAGACUCCGCCCGGCUGCAGUGGAGAUGCUGAAGCACAAAUUUAUUGAGAAGUGCAACACUGGAGCUUCUAAAAUGUUGGCAAAGAUCAAGGAAGCAAAGGAGAUCAGAGACACCCUUGCGCAAAACCAGCCGCCUGACCCUGACGAUGAAAUGUAUGAUGCAACUGUUCGAAUUAAUGAAGAUUAUGGGGAAACUGUUCCGCUAAACUCCCAGCCAAAUCAUGAAACACAUAAUGAUGGUUGGGCAGGUGAUUUUGGUACAAUGAUAGUUCAUCCCGAAGAUGGUGAUGAAGUGGCGGAAUCAUCCAUUUUCCCAAAAGCAGAGUUCAUACCGGGCCUUGGUAGCAUCAGCUCAUUCACACAUGAUCCAAAGAGGGCUGAGCUUAUUUCAAAACUUUGGGCGGAGAAUGCAGCUGAUAGUGAUGCCAGUAAAGAGCGGGACUUAGAUGGACUUCCUGACACCCAAGAACCAAGAUCAAUGCCACCUUCAACUGGAACAGUUAAACAGAACAAGGGUAUAGAAGGGACUGUGUUGCGACAAGAUAAUCUAAUUAGCUCUGCAUCACCAGGUGUUGCCAGCACGAUGACCAAAUUAAAUAGCAGCCCAAGCCGUAAAGCAUUUUCGGUUCAGGAUAAGCUCUGGUCAAUUUAUGCUGCUGGAAACACUGUACCUAUUCCAUUUCUUAAGGCAAUUGACGUUUCACCGCUAGCUCUAGUAUCAGAUAGUGUAGCAGGCAAUGGCCCGGCUGGUUCAAGUACAACCGACGCCUUGGAAGCAGUUAGGGAGCUAUUCAGUGGCGAUGGGCAGGCAAAGAAAGGGCGCAAAGGGCAAAAUGAAGUCCCUCUUCCUCCUGGUGUGCACCAUAGAUUGACGACAAGUCCCACGUUGAUGAACCUGGCCCAAGCUCUUGCUUACCAUAAGACGUGCUACGAGGACAUGCCUCUGCAAGAUUCACAAGCGGCAGAAGAGCAGCAGACGAUACAGAACCUUUGUGAUACGCUUCGGACCAUACUGAGAAUUAUUCACGGCGGGCAUUGUGAUUCGGCUCAGCCUGGGAUCGAAAGCGGGCACGGCAUGGUGUGCCAACUGCAGGUCGACGCUGAUGGAGCUAUUGCGCCGGCGGAGGCGGCGGCCAUGGUGAGGGAGAUGCGCAUCAACUCCGCGCCCCGCGGCAACCGCGCGCCGCUCCUCGACAACGGGAUCCCCGGCUCCCCGCUCGCGCUCGCGGCUUUGCAGGAGACGUCCAGGAUCCUCUCCGAUCUCGAGGAGGGCAACAACGUCCAGGCAGCCAACGUCGGGUUCUGCCGGGUCAUCAAGUUGGCAAGGAAAGACGCGGGGAAGCUGGUCUUCGCCACCGUCGCGCUGCUCGUCGCCUCGCUCAGUAACCUCCUCGUUCCCAAGUAUGGCGGCAAGAUUAUCGAUAUCGUGUCAAGAGAUGUUCAGAAUCCAGAAGAUAAGGCUCAAGCCCUGGCAGAUGUGAAUGGCACGAUUCUGUACAUUGUGGUCAUAGUUGUAACCGGGUCAGUUUGCACAGCUCUUCGGGCAUGGCUAUUCAAUUCUGCUAGUGAGAGAGUUGUGGCUCGACUUAGACAGGACUUGUUCAGUCACCUGAUAAACCAGGAGAUAGCGUUUUUUGAUGUGACUAGAACAGGAGAGCUCUUAAGCAGGCUUUCUGAAGAUACCCAAAUAAUUAAGAAUGCCGCUACGACAAACCUUUCAGAAGCACUGCGUAAUGUUACUACUACAGCUAUUGGUCUUGGCUUUAUGUUUUCAACUUCAUGGAAGCUAACAUUGUUGGCGCUUGUAAUUGUUCCGGUGAUAUCAGUCGCUGUGCGUAAAUUUGGGCGUUUUCUUCGUGAGCUUUCUCAUCAGACACAAGCUGCAGCUGCUGUAGCUUCGUCCAUAGCUGAGGAAUCUUUUGGUGCCAUUCGCACUGUAAGAGCCUUUGCCCAGGAGCCUCAUGAAGUUUCACGAUAUGGAGGGAAAGUAAACGAGACACUGAAACUUGGUCUCAAGCAAGCUAAAGUUGUUGGACUAUUUUCUGGAGGGCUUAAUGCUGCAUCAACCCUGUCGGUUGUUAUUGUUGUUAUUUAUGGAGCUAACUUAACCAUCAAUGGUUACAUGACAACUGGUUCUCUAACGUCAUUCAUAUUAUACAGCCUUACAGUUGGUUCGUCAUUCUCUGCCUUGUCGGGACUAUACACAACUGUAAUGAAAGCAUCAGGUGCAAGUCGUAGAGUUUUUCAACUUCUUGACCGGACUUCCUCGAUGACAACUGCUGGGGACAAAUGUCCAAAAAAUGAAAAUGAUGGCGAAGUUGAGCUAGACGAUGUCUGGUUUGCAUAUCCUUCUCGUCCUUCUCAUAUGAUUCUUAAGGGAAUCACAUUGAAGCUAGCACCAGGUUCAAAGGUUGCACUUGUUGGGCCAAGUGGUGGUGGAAAAACUACAAUAGCAAAUUUGAUUGAAAGGUUUUAUGACCCUCUAAAAGGAAAGAUCUUGCUAAAUGGAGUGCCUUUGGUAGAAAUUUCACAUCAGUAUCUCCACCAAAAGGUGAGCAUAGUUAGCCAGGAGCCUGUGCUCUUUAACUGCUCCAUUGAAGAGAAUAUUGCUUAUGGACUGGAGGGCAAAGCUAGCUCUGCUGAUGUUGAAAAAGCAGCUAAAAUGGCGAACGCGCAUGACUUCAUAUGCAGCUUCCCAGACCAAUACAAGACCGUUGUUGGAGAGCGAGGCAUUAGGUUAUCCGGUGGGCAGAAGCAGAGGGUCGCCAUUGCGAGAGCUUUGCUUAUGAACCCACGGGUGCUUCUCUUGGAUGAAGCUACCAGUGCUCUGGACGCUGAAAGCGAAUAUCUUGUUCAGGAUGCAAUGGACUCCUUAAUGGCAGGGAGGACGGUUCUUGUGAUAGCUCACAGGCUCUCAACCGUCAAGAGCGCCGACACUGUCGCCGUCAUCUCUGAAGGCCAGAUAGUGGAGAGUGGCACGCACGACGAGCUCCUUGACCGUGACGGCAUCUACACGGCCCUGGUGAAGAGGCAGCUGCAAGUGCCCAAGUUUGAAGGGAACAGCAACGGGACGGUCGAAGUAGAACCCACUAGUAAUGGUCAAUAGUGUUUC
This is a messenger RNA of Lolium rigidum, 4572 nucleotides long. RefSeq lists its product as uncharacterized. NCBI's taxonomy places the organism in Eukaryota, Viridiplantae, Streptophyta, Magnoliopsida, Poales, Poaceae. Gene Ontology annotation, molecular function: ATP hydrolysis activity; ABC-type oligopeptide transporter activity; protein kinase activity. Gene Ontology annotation, biological process: transmembrane transport; protein phosphorylation. Gene Ontology annotation, cellular component: membrane. The transcript is spliced from 37 exons. The record is from RefSeq and is a predicted model, not a curated record. The coding region runs from base 1 to 4566 and encodes 1521 amino acids.